AUGAGGAAAACCAAGCCCCAGAGAGUGCUGCGGAAUCUGCUGGCUCAUCAUCAGACUGCCCAGAGGACCAUAAGUACUGCUUCACACAGGCAGUUUGAAAAUAAAGUUCCAGAGAAACAAAAGCUAUUUCAGGAGGAUAAUGGAAUUCCACUGCAUCUAAAGGGUGGAGUAGCUGAAGCCCUCCUGUCUAGAGCUACUAUGAUGCUUACAUUUGGUGGAACAGCAUAUGCCAUAUAUCAGCUAGCUAUGGCUUCAUUUCCCAAGAAGCAGGAUUGACUUCAGUUUAUCAUCUCAGCAGGCAGUUGGUUCAGUUUCAUUCAGCUCUCUAUGGACCAGUAUCUGAUAAAUGAGUUCUUCUUUGGGGAUCAAUACUUAUUGACUUAUACUAACUGCCACCAAUAAAGCAGUCUUUACCAUGGGAAAAAAAAAGAACAUACUAGGUCAAUUUAAUCACGAUUAGUACUAGGUAAGAAAUAAAUGAACAGAGCGCUGUGCUGGAGAGUUUCGGAAUUUGUGUUGGGGGAUACCACUUAAAGGGUGACAUUUGAACAGAGCACUGAAGGUUGCAAAGGAGCCAGUCAUGUGAAGAACUAGAUGAAAGGAAUAGUGUCCUAGGUAGAAAAUAUCCCAGGCAAGAGAAUAAAAAUUCUCUGUGAGCCUCAAUAUUCUCAUCUGAAAAUGGGGACAAAGGGUCUUGUUUUUUAA
Molecule: messenger RNA, 705 nt
Organism: Neogale vison (American mink)
Lineage: Eukaryota; Metazoa; Chordata; Mammalia; Carnivora; Mustelidae
Product: cytochrome c oxidase subunit 7A2, mitochondrial-like
Exons: 2
Coding region: 1-276 (91 amino acids)
Biological process (GO): regulation of oxidative phosphorylation; mitochondrial electron transport, cytochrome c to oxygen; mitochondrial respirasome assembly
Source: RefSeq, a predicted model, not a curated record